AUGAUACCAGCGUAUUCUGUAUCUGCGCUGCGGCUUGCGUUCGACGAGAUCUCCACAGUGUUGCCAGUCGCUAACCAGCUCGCCUCCCUAUUGAUACCAUUUUUAAUCAACCUAAUCAAUAAUUUAAACAACCUGUCAAAUAUUGUACAGAACUUAACACCCGCCUUACUGCCAUAUUUUGGUUGUACGUUACCGUUACUGUACGCCACGUUGACAGAUUUGACGUCUGUUUUAUUUUUGUAUAUCAGCGUUUUAAUAUCGCUGUUUAGGUCUAAUCUGUUAGCGGCACCUGGGCUGUUGUUGGGUCUUGUGUCCCAGGUGAAAUCCACAGAACAAUUCCAACAAAUCCAAGCUUAUCCAUUGAUUGCCAGCUACGCAAAUACAUAUGGAAGUCAACCUAUAGUACUGCAAGCUAAACCUUAUAACCAACAGUAUACGAUUCAAACACCACUACCACUAUAUCAGCCACCUGCUAAUCAAAUACAAGAUGCCUAUUUCAAUAAUUUUUUGUCAAACCCCGCGAUUCAAGCUUUCAUCGACCCUGGGACAAAGGUUUACAAUCAAAACGGUUUAGAAAUAUCCGAACAAAUUCGACCGCGGACACCGAAUGUCGUAAAUAAUUACUUCAUAGUUCCCACCGACUACCUUAACGAAACGAUAUUAGGAAAUCAAAGACAGAAUGAAAGAAAUUACAAUGGCCAAGCACCCAGAAGAAUUGCUGAUAGAGGUCGAACUAUCGAUACCAGACAAUUUAAUAAUAAUUACCCAGGAAGAAGACAAAAUAACAAUUUUGACCGGGGAAGUAUUAAGCAAAGCAGGGAAUAUCCAUGUAAGAAAAAUCAAAGGAAUCUUCAAGACAGUUGUUUUGUGAUCGAUGAUCAAAUUAAUUUAGAUGAACCCAAGAAUGUAGUUAAAAGACUAGAUGAUUCGGCGAUAUCCAAUAGCCCAUCACAAAAUACAGAUAAUUUCUCAGAAAAACCUUUUGGGAAAAAAGCUGAAAAUACGAAUAUAAAUCGGAAUAGAAAAGACAGUAAAAGUCGUAGUAGAAGUAAAAAACAGAAUCAACCAAAUAAGCCUAAAGAAGUAAAGCUAGAAGAUAAUACAGGUGAAUGUGAUGAUUCAUUUGAUAUAUGUGAUGAAUGCUGUGAGUUAGAAAAUAGAAAUAUUCGAAAUUCAAUCGACAAUCGACGUAAUAAAGCUUCUUCUAAGAAGGCAUCAAAAGCCCAAGAUUUAAUGAGCAAUUGGAUGAGCUACAUGAAAAUGUUUAUGCCCGAUCAAAACAUGGAAAACAUCGACUUUGAUAGCUUUAAUUUCCCUUAUAACUUUCAACAAAUGUAUCAAACGCCAACUAUGCAUUAUGGAAAUGAAAAAUCAACUUCAAAGAGAACAAAAAAACGAAAGCCAAAAGAAAUUAACAAUGAAGAAGUUGCUUCAAAACAAGCACCUAAACGGAAUCAAAAUCGAAAAAGUUCCGUUCAACCAUCACCAACGUUAAAAGAGCCAGCAGUACCAAUGAUAUCGCCGAUAGAAAGAGAAGAAGAUGAAUCUAAGUCCAAGCCAAAACUACAAGUAAAAAUAAGUGAUAAUAAGCCGAUAAGAGAAACUUAUUUCGAAGAAAUAGACUCUAAAAUAAUAAAAAGCAACGCAGAUGUUAGUUUAGAGGACGAGAUGCCCAUAUCGAGCCAUAAAAACGCUAUCGAUUACUAUCCAGACUUUACACAAGAUGCAGUUUACGCAACGGACGAAGACGAUUUAUAUUUUUUCCAUAACAGACAUUACUACACCGGUGAUCAAGAAGGUAAUCGCGAAAAAAGAAAAGAUUAUAGGGCAAGUGAAAAUCGUAAACAGUCUGAUAGAAGAAUGAAUGACAUACCGUCAUCGCAUAAAGAUACGAAAGACAAAUUUCGCACACCACCAGGCUUAAGUGAACCAGGGUUCCAGACUCGGAAAGUGAACAAAAAUGAAAGAGAAGACUUUUACACCUAUUACGUGGACGACGUCGAUAAUACUGAAAAGGACAUUAAAACAGAUAACGGUGAUAACAAUGUAGAAACGGUUUACGCUCGUUCCAAAGUCGUUAAAUACGGUCAACAGAGAGAUUUAAAUGAAAAACCAGCAGCGAAAGAACAGGAUUAUAGGAAUGAAAAGAAUCGUGGCAAUUCAUAUGCUAAAGAUGGCGACACAACUGUCGUCUUUUCAAAACCUUGGAAUUAA
Messenger RNA from Leptosia nina, 2214 nucleotides. NCBI's taxonomy places the organism in Eukaryota, Metazoa, Arthropoda, Insecta, Lepidoptera, Pieridae. The record is from the annotation of a GenBank genome assembly.